Peromyscus leucopus (white-footed mouse) is the source of this 1379-nucleotide messenger RNA. RefSeq names its product sideroflexin 3 (gene Sfxn3). Gene Ontology annotation, biological process: serine import into mitochondrion; monoatomic ion transport. The coding region runs from base 270 to 1235 and encodes 321 amino acids. The transcript is spliced from 11 exons. Gene Ontology annotation, cellular component: mitochondrial inner membrane. Lineage: Eukaryota; Metazoa; Chordata; Mammalia; Rodentia; Cricetidae. The record is from RefSeq and is a predicted model, not a curated record. Gene Ontology annotation, molecular function: monoatomic ion transmembrane transporter activity.
CUGGGCUCUGCCCGCUGCAAUUCUGAAACCCACCGGUCGUUGGAACCUAGGGCAGCUCUGGAGCCCCGCACUGGCGACUAGAAUCCUGUCUUCUCCAGGCUACCCUACCUUCCUGGGCUCGUGAAAUUGCCACUCCUUUCGUAGUCGCUCCUGAGGUCUGCCUGUGGGAGAAUGUCACAAGCAAAAGAGCCGAAUGUGGACCUGAGAUGAGCAAGAACGAAAGCUGGAGCCUGGGUGUGCAGCGGCCGUGCUCUGGGUGCUAAUGGAAGAUGGGUGACUUGCCCUUAGAUAUCAACAUCCAGGAACCUCGAUGGGACCAGAGCACAUUCCUAGGCAGAGCCCGGCACUUCUUCACCGUUACUGACCCUCGAAAUCUGCUGCUGUCCGGGGACCAGCUGGAAGCUUCCCGCAGCAUUGUGCAGAAUUACAGGGCUGGUGUGGCAAUCCCGGGGCUCACUGAGGACCAGCUAUGGAGAGCCAAGUAUGUGUACGACUCUGCAUUCCAUCCGGACACAGGGGAGAAGGUGGUCUUGAUUGGCCGCAUGUCUGCCCAGGUGCCCAUGAACAUGACCAUUACUGGGUGCAUGCUCACCUUCUACAGGAAGACUCCGACUGUGGUGUUCUGGCAGUGGGUGAACCAGUCCUUCAACGCUAUUGUGAAUUAUUCCAAUCGCAGUGGGGACGCUCCUAUCACCGUGCGGCAGUUGGGAACAGCCUACGUGAGUGCCACCACUGGAGCUGUGGCCACCGCUCUGGGACUCAAAUCUCUCACCAAGCACCUGCCCCCACUGGUCGGCCGAUUUGUACCUUUUGCAGCUGUGGCCGCUGCCAACUGCAUCAACAUCCCCCUGAUGAGGCAGAGGGAGCUGCAGGUGGGCAUCCCGGUGACCGAUGAGGCGGGUCAGAGGCUUGGCCACUCCGUGACUGCGGCCAAACAGGGAAUCUUCCAGGUGGUGAUAUCAAGAAUCGGCAUGGCGAUUCCUGCCAUGGCCAUUCCCCCAGUGAUCAUGAACACUCUGGAGAAGAAAGCCUUCCUGAAGCGCCGGCCCUGGUUGGGGGCGCCCCUGCAGGUGGGGCUGGUAGGCUUCUGCCUGGUGUUUGCCACACCCCUGUGCUGUGCCCUGUUCCCCCAGAGAAGCUCCAUACAUGUGACCAGGCUGGAGCCGGAGCUGCAAGCUCAGAUCCAAGCACAGAACCCCAGCAUCGAUGUGGUUUACUACAACAAGGGACUUUGAGGGGAGUCAGCCUCCGCCCCUCUCCUUACCUCCUUAGGCUGCUUCCUGGGUGCCACCUUACAAUGCUACCACUUGUUUAUCUUCCGGGUCAGGGGACUUGAGGUGGGGAGCAGCCACUGAGACCAGCAACCCCUCAGCCUGGGG